Anisakis simplex (herring worm) is the source of this 747-nucleotide messenger RNA. Lineage: Eukaryota; Metazoa; Nematoda; Chromadorea; Rhabditida; Anisakidae. The record is from the annotation of a GenBank genome assembly.
AUGAUGCUCACGUACAUUUUCUACCGCAUUACAGUGUUCAUCUUUCAGAUCUCGAGCAGUAGGCAUACACCUGCGUAUGCACAGCAAACCACUGAACGAAUACGAUCAGGCAGUGGACAACAACAGAGAGAAAAAUACCAGAACAGUUCCGCAGAGUCAAGGAUCAUACGCAAUCUUACCAAAUAUCAAUACCACACGAAAGAGCCCUCAACGCAAAGGAACACGUGGGGCCGAUCGUUCCGGAAGAUUUAUCGCGAACUCGUCGAGAACGACGAUGAGACACCGAUAGAUUACGAAGAAAUUCAGCGUGAAGAAGUGCUUGACGUGCACGGAAAUGACGCAAUGCGCUGGAAUGCUCAACGCUUGCAAGAAGUCAGAAGAUGCGAAGAAUUUGUGAAGUCACCAAUUGAAACAUUGAACAAACGACAAAAACCAAUUCUGACACCAAUUCGGGUGGUAAUUGAAGAAGAAAUACCGCUCGAUGACGUUCAUGCCAGGUCAACAAGCAGCAUUCCGAACGACUGUCAUAUGGAAAGAGUGCAUAAAAAUGUUUUAUUUCAUGAGAAGCAAUAUCACGAAAUUGGAACCGUCAACGAAAAGACUGCCACUAAGAAACUUUCGACUGCUGAAGAGAUGAAUCGAUCGCGAUCACCCAAUACCUCACCUUCUACAAUUCCACCUCCGCCUCCUCCACUGCCCCGGGCCUUUUUAGCUGGAUCAUACUCUCAACAGUUGCACAGUUCAAAA